Messenger RNA from Wallemia ichthyophaga EXF-994, 678 nucleotides. RefSeq names its product MOB kinase activator-like 1-like protein A. Gene Ontology annotation, molecular function: protein kinase activator activity. The transcript has 5 exons. Gene Ontology annotation, biological process: signal transduction; cell division; positive regulation of protein phosphorylation. Gene Ontology annotation, cellular component: cytoplasm; nucleus. The coding region runs from base 1 to 678 and encodes 225 amino acids. The record is from RefSeq and is a predicted model, not a curated record. Lineage: Eukaryota; Fungi; Basidiomycota; Wallemiomycetes; Wallemiales; Wallemiaceae.
AUGAGCACGUAUCUCAGCGUAAGGUCGCCCAUGAAGAAUCCCGCACAUACAUUCAAGCCGCGUCGGGCGGUAGAAGGCACGAAGCAGUUCCAGCUCAAGAAAUACGCAGAGGCUACGCUCGGUUCCGGAAAUCUCCGAGAGGCCGUCAAGCUCCCUUCUGGCGAAGACAGCGAUGAGUGGAUAGCAGUGCACUCUGUCGAUUUCUUCAACCACCUCAACAUGCUGUAUGGCUGUGUGAGCGAUUUCUGCACAGUCAAGAAUUGUCCUAUCAUGUCCGCGGGUCCGCGCUACGAAUACCAGUGGGCUCAGCCUAGCUAUGGCGCUGGAGCUCAGACAGGCGCACCUAAACGCCUCACUCGUCUCUCUGCUCCGGAGUACGUCGAUAAUUUGCUCGGUUGGAUCCAGAGCAUCAUCGAUCACGAAGCCUACUUCCCUUCGAAGCUCGGCGUGCCUUUCCCUCGUAACUUCUCGAGCGUUGCGAAGGAUGUUUUCAGGAGGCUUUUCAGAGUCUAUGCGCAUAUAUACAACUCUCACUUUGAAAUUAUGGUCGCUCUGGGGAUUGAAGCCCACCUCAAUACCAACUAUAGACAUUUUCUGCUAUUCAUUAAUGAGUUCAGACUCGUAGACGCAAAAGAGCUCGCCCCGCUGGCUGACUUUAACCAGUCUAUUCUUAAGUAG